Molecule: messenger RNA, 1575 nt
Organism: Mesorhabditis spiculigera
Lineage: Eukaryota; Metazoa; Nematoda; Chromadorea; Rhabditida; Rhabditidae
Source: the annotation of a GenBank genome assembly
AUGACGGUGCCAUCGGGGUACCAGAGAGUCGACUCAGAUCCUACGCUCUCCGAACAUCCACAACAUAAUUAUAAUGAAGGCGUCUCAUACCAAGAUGGCCCUCCAGCAUAUAUGGACGUGGAGAGUGGGGAGGAGCUCGGUGAGCUCGAACGGGAAGAACUCGCCGAUCGCCUCGGCGACAUUCCGUCAAACUUCAUGCGACGCGCUCGACGAAGUGCCGUCUUCGAUGCGAUGGCCUCAAGGCAUAAUUCGGACAAUUGGGAGACGACGCAUCUACUAUCCUGCAAUCAAAAUCAUCAUGAUAGUGCGCACGAUGAAGGUGAGGACGAGGAGGAUUCAAAAGAUGAGGACGAGGAAGAGGAAGAGCGGAAUGGGCUUAAGAAGUACGCCAAGCUCAUCCUGCCCCAUGUUGGGCUUGUCGUUCUUACCUGUAUCUACACAACACUUGGUGCAUUGUUGUUUUGGAACUGCGAGCAGCCAUAUGAAAUGUCGACAAAACGGGAGCAGCUUGACGCCAUCUACGCACGUCAAGAGGAAUUUGUCGAAUCUUUAGUCAAAAUGGCGGCUCGUAAUCGCACCUCCCGCGCCGAAUGGGAAGUAGCCGCCCAAAAUCAUAUGCAUACCCUAUCUGAUCAAUUAUUUGUUGCAUUUGAGAAAUAUUUUUUAACCAGUCAUGAGGUCCGACAAAAUGCAACAACCGAAAUCUGGACGUUCUCUACCUCUUUGUUCUUUGCUGUUACGGUCGUUACGACAAUAGGAUAUGGAAAUCCAGUGCCAAUCACAACGAUGGGUCGAAUAGGUUGCAUCGUCUUCUCAUUGUUAGGAAUACCAUUGACACUUGUCACCAUUGCCGAUUUAGGUAAAUUCUUGUCUGAAAACCUCAUCUGGCUGUAUACAAAUUAUCAAAAAUUAAAAACGUACUUAUGCAGAAGACAUGACCAUCGUAAGGAUAGGGAUCAUGUAUGUCAACAUUGUCAAAGCCGAGGGUUAGGAAAUGUUCAUUUUGUUGAAGGGCCAAGAAUACCGGCCGCUCUGGUGUUGGUGAUCUUGAUUCUCUACACAGCGCUCGGCGGGGUGUUAAUGUCUCGAUUAGAACCGUGGAGCUUUUUCACCUCGUUUUACUGGUCAUUUAUCACCAUGACUACGGUCGGAUUUGGUGAUCUGAUGCCGAGACGUGACGAGUAUAUGUAUAUCAUUUUGCUCUACAUCAUUCUCGGACUCGCAAUCACAACAAUGUGUAUCGACCUCGUGGGCGUACAAUAUAUCCGCAAAAUCCAUUACUUCGGCCGAAAAAUCCAAGACGCCAGAUCAGCAUUGGCUGUGGUUGGAGGAAAAGUGGUCCUCGUCUCCGAGCUCUACGCAAAUUUAAUGCAAAAGCGUGCCCGGCAGAAUGCACGAGAAGCGUACAUCAUCGAAAAUAUGUACAUCUCCAAACACAUCAUCCCGUUCAUACCAACAGAUAUUCGAUGGAUACGGUACAUUGAUCAGCUCCCAAGCAGCCGGUCGCCAUCGACGGGGUCGCUCUCCGAGUUGCAUUCAUGCCGAUUCUGCCAUACACGUUACCAAUCGACGACG